GCCCGCCGCCUUUCCGGAGCCGUCAGGGCGGGUCGGCGGCGCGGCUGCCUCUCCGCCCCGGGGGCUCGGCUCCGGGGGGCGCGCGCAGGCCGGGAGCCAUGGACCCAGGCGCGGGGGCCGCGGCGGGAGAGGGGCCGCCCGCGCCCCGCCGCCGCCGCCGCCGCUCCCUGCGGCGCCUGCUCGGCAGCUUCCUGCUGGCGCUGGCGAGCCGCUCCCGCCCGGGGGCCUCGCCGCCCCGGCCGGGACCCCGCGAAGGCGACGGCGAGGGGGGCUUCGCACCGCCCGGCCCCGCCCCGGCGGCGCGCGGGAGCCCCGGGGGGGAGCGCGCGGCCGGCCCCCAGCCCCAGGCCCCCGCCGGCGACGGCGCGCGGCCCCCGGGCGCGCAGGGCUUGAAGAACCACGGCAACACCUGUUUCAUGAACGCCGUGGUGCAGUGUCUCAGCAACACCGACCUGCUGGCCGAGUUCCUGGCGCUGGGGCGCUACCGGGCGGCGCCGGGCCGCGCCGAGGUCACCGAGCAGCUGGCGGCGCUGGUGCGCGCGCUCUGGACGCGCGAGUACACGCCCCAACUUUCCGCCGAGUUCAAGAAUGCGGUUUCCAAGUACGGCGCUCAGUUCCAAGGCAACGCCCAGCACGACGCCUUGGAGUUUCUGCUCUGGCUCCUGGACCGUGUGCACGAGGACUUGGAAGGCUCCUCCCGGGGCCCCGCGGCCGAGAAGCCUCAGCCGGAAGUCAGCAAAACCCCUGAGCACCUCCUGUCCCCAUCGGCUCAGCUUCCCCAUGGCCAAAGCUUUGUGCAAAGCCACUUCCAAGCACAGUAUAGAUCAUCCUUGACCUGUCCCCACUGCCUGAAACAGAGCAACACCUUCGAUCCUUUCCUGUGCGUGUCACUACCCAUCCCCUUGCGCCAAACGAGAUUCUUGAGCGUCACCUUGGCCUUUUCCUCGAAGAGCCAGCGGUUCCUGCGGGUUGGCCUGGCCGUGCCAAUCCUCAGCACAGUGGCAACCCUGAGGAAGAUGGUCGCAGAGGAAGGCGGUGUCCCUGCGGAUGAGGUAAUCUUGGUUGAACUAUGUCCCAAUGGAUUCCAGCGGUCUUUCUUUGAUGAAGAAGACCUGAAUACCAUUGCAGAGGGAGAUAAUGUGUAUGCCUUCCAUGCUCCUCCACCACCUAGCCAGGAGAUGCUCUCAGCUCUUCCACCUGGUCUCUCCGUCUCCCCACGCUUGGCAGCCUGUGAGGGUAAGCGGUCACCCCCGCCUGCCCGUACCGAGACCAAGGUGCCAAUCCUCUGCUGUAACUUGGUGGGGUCUGGGCAGCAGGCCAGCAGGUUCGGUCCACCUUUCCUGAUACGGGAAGACAGAGCCAUUUCCUGGGUCCAGCUCCAGCAAUGCAUUCUCAGUAAGGCCCGCUAUCUCAUGAAAAGCGAGGCCCCCCUCCAGAACCCGGGGACUCUGUUCUCCAUCCGGGUUGUGGGGCUUUCUCUGGCCUGCAGCUACUUGGCCCCGCAGGACAGCCAUCCCCUCAAUCACUGGGCAGUUGACAGGGCUUUGCACCCCAGGAGGCCUGGAGGCCCCCCGCACAUCAAACUGGCCGUGGAGUGGGAUAGCGACGCCAAGGGACGCCUGUUCGGGAGCCCCCAGGAGGAGCGGGUCCAGGACGCGGACAGCGUGCGGCGACAGCGGGAGGCGCACCAGCAGCCCAGCUGCACCUUGGAUGAGUGUUUCCGGUUCUACACCAAGGAGGAGCAGCUGGCGCAGGACGACGCGUGGAAGUGUCCGCACUGCGACGCCCUCCAGCGGGGCACCGUGAAGCUGAGUCUGUGGACCCUGCCUGACAUCCUCAUCAUCCACCUGAAACGGUUCUGGCAGGUGGGCGACCGGAGAAACAAGCUGUCCACGCUCGUCAAGUUCCCGCUCUGUGGCCUCGACAUGGGCCCACAUGUGGCCCCCAGGCCCCUGACGGGCCCCUGGCCUUCCUGGGAGCGGCCUGCCUGCCCGCCGGACUCCCUGUACGACUUGUACGCCGUCUGCAACCACCACGGCAGUCUGCAAGGUGGGCAUUACACAGCCUACUGUCGGAACUCUCUGGAUGGCCGCUGGUACAGCUAUGACGACAGCACGGUGGACCCGCUCCGGGAAGAGGAGGUCAACACGCAAGGGGCUUACAUUCUGUUUUACCAGAAACGGAACAGCAUCCCUCCCUGGUCAGCUAGCAGCUCUGUGAGAGGCUCCACCAGCUCGUCCUUCUCCGAUCACUGGCUCGUUCGGCUGGGGAGCACUAACAGCAGCGCGAGGGGGAGCCUGCUGUCCGCGAGCUCCAGCCCCGGCCCCUCCCGCCCCCCCCGGCCCCGGGCGCCUGACCCUCCCGUCUUCGCCGGCGGCCUCUCCGAUCAGGAAAAGGGAGAGCCGGAGCCCAGGCGUCUGGUACGGGGCGUACGAGGCCGGAGCAUCAGCAUGAAGGAGCCUGCGCCUUCCAGGGCCAAGCAGGGGGCCUUUAAGACCAUGCCCCUCCGGUGGUCUUUCAGACCCAGGGAGAAACCACCCGGUGCAACUGUCGAGUUGGUGGAGUACUUGGAGUCCCGGCGGAGACCCCGAUCCACGAGCCAGUCCAUUGUGCCGCUGUUGACGGGCGCUGCCUACGAGAACGUGGACUCCGCCCAGGGUGACGGCAGCGGGCGGGCCAGCGAGAGGGUGCCUGCCCGGGCGCCCUGCCUCCCAGGCCACCCCGGCCCUCGUGCAGCCCCCGGAACCGCAGAUGGUCUAAGUACAGCCAGGAAAGCCAAGGGGAAUGGAAGCCAGGACAUCAGGCUCCCCAGGUGGCUUGACCUGCCCCUCACGGUGAUGCCCUCGGUGCGGAACGAGCAACGAGCCCGGCCGGAGGGCCAGAAGACCGCGAGCUGCAAGGGAAGUGGCCCGGCAGGAAGCCUUAGCAGAGCACCCUCCCCCACAGAGGCUCUGAGCACCACGGAAUUAUCUAGAAAUAGUGCAGACAGCCGCCAGAAUGCCCGCGCCAGGGCGAGGGCUAAUGUGGAUGGCAGGGAUGCUGAGCCGGACAGGAUCCCACAGGGGACCCUCACCCUUCUGAGGUCCAUGUUUUCCAAGAAGGAGAACAAAUAUGAUCGGCCACAGGUGGCCCCCCAGGCGCCCCCAGUCUCCCUGGUGAGCGGCAGGCUGAGCCUGGCUGUGGAUGAGCAGGCUCGAGGCUCCUCUCCUCCCCCCUGGGCCCGGGAGAGCCUGGCCAGAGCCCCCGGCAGCCGCCCGGAGAGGGACGUGUGGUCAGCGCCCAGCUCCCUCCGCCUCCCUCGCAGAGCCGUGAGGCCGAGGGCCAGCGCCCUGGGCCCGUCCCAGAGGACCCUCCCAGGGGAGCACACUCCCUUCGGCACCUUGCAGAAGGUGAAAUACCACACUCUUUCCUUGAGUCGGAAGAAAACGUUACCCGAGUCCAGCUUCUGACGGUGGGUUCCAGUCGUGAGAAGCUUGUGUGUGUGGAGAGUGGGCUCCCGGAAGCCAGUUGUCUCGGGACCCCGGGAAAUAAGUUUAACUUAGUUUUGUUUUUGUUUUGGUGUCUGCAUCUAGAUUUUCCAACACAGCAUGUCCAAAUACUUUCCUGAACUGCUGGGUGCUUUUACCUGUGCAGGCCACCAGGGGGUGCUGUGGGGUCAGCAUUGCUAUUUCAGGGCAAGAAGUGCUUCAUUUCAACAAUUCUAGGGCCCGAAUCCCUGCACUCAAGAGUGACUUGGGUGUGGGCCAACUUUGCAGCCGCGGACAUAAGAGUCUUCAACACCAAGUCAGUUCUCGUCAUUGGCUUCUCUCUUUCAAACCUCUAAACGCUUCCCUGGGAUACAAGCGUCCAAGAUGCCAAAAUCACGAGAUAGCGGGAUUCUAGGAGAGAGAUGGAAGAGAAGUGAUUGAGACUUUAAGAAGAUAUUUAAUAUAUAAAAAAAAUAAUUGUAUUACUGGUUUUCAAGGUAUUUAAAAGAACUAUUUUGAUACUAGGAAUAAAGGAGGUUUUUUUAAAAAAAUAUAAAUAAAAACAUUUCAGUAUGAGACCUAUGUACAUGUUAAUAAAAGCCCAUCAGUGAAACACA
This is a messenger RNA of Hyaena hyaena (striped hyena), 4084 nucleotides long. It is a transcript of the gene USP43, whose product is annotated as ubiquitin specific peptidase 43. Bases 99 to 3449 code for a protein of 1116 amino acids. The transcript is spliced from 15 exons. The record is from RefSeq and is a predicted model, not a curated record. Lineage: Eukaryota; Metazoa; Chordata; Mammalia; Carnivora; Hyaenidae. Gene Ontology annotation, biological process: protein deubiquitination. Gene Ontology annotation, molecular function: cysteine-type deubiquitinase activity.